Molecule: messenger RNA, 5203 nt
Organism: Dama dama (fallow deer)
Lineage: Eukaryota; Metazoa; Chordata; Mammalia; Artiodactyla; Cervidae
Gene: SCRIB
Product: scribble planar cell polarity protein
Exons: 38
Coding region: 76-4965 (1629 amino acids)
Biological process (GO): neurotransmitter receptor transport postsynaptic membrane to endosome; neurotransmitter receptor transport, endosome to postsynaptic membrane
Cellular component (GO): adherens junction; postsynaptic membrane; postsynaptic density
Molecular function (GO): protein binding
Source: RefSeq, a predicted model, not a curated record
UCUCUCCCGGCCCGGCGCUCAUGCGGGCCGAGCCCCGCCCCCCGCUCGCCGCCGGAUCCCGCGCCCGCCCGCACCAUGCUCAAGUGCAUCCCGCUCUGGCGCUGCAACCGGCACGUGGAGUCGGUGGACAAGCGGCACUGCUCGCUGCAGGCCGUGCCCGAGGAGAUCUACCGGUACAGCCGCAGCCUGGAGGAGCUGCUCCUCGACGCCAACCAGCUGCGCGAGCUGCCCAAGCCCUUCUUUAGGCUACUGAACCUGCGCAAGCUGGGCCUGAGCGACAAUGAGAUCCAGCGGUUGCCUCCGGAGGUGGCCAACUUCAUGCAGCUGGUGGAGCUGGAUGUGUCCCGGAAUGACAUCCCUGAGAUUCCUGAGAGCAUCAAGUUCUGCAAAGCUCUGGAGAUUGCUGACUUCAGUGGGAAUCCCUUGUCCAGGCUCCCCGAAGGCUUCACUCAGCUACGCAGUCUGGCUCACCUGGCGCUAAAUGAUGUGUCCCUGCAGGCGCUGCCUGGGGACGUGGGCAACCUUGCCAACCUGGUGACCCUGGAGCUCCGGGAGAAUCUGCUCAAGUCCCUGCCUGCGUCCCUGUCUUUCCUGGUCAAGCUGGAACAGCUGGAUUUGGGAGGCAACGAUCUGGAAGUGCUGCCUGACACCCUGGGGGCCCUGCCCAACCUGAGGGAGCUGUGGCUGGACCGGAACCAGCUAUCUACCCUGCCCCCGGAGCUCGGGAAUCUGCGGCGCCUGGUGUGCCUGGACGUGUCUGAGAACCGGCUGGAGGAGCUGCCUGCGGAGCUCGGGGGGCUGGUGCUGCUCACUGACCUGUUGCUUUCCCAGAAUCUGCUGCAGCGGCUUCCGGACGGCAUCGGUCAGCUGAAGCAGUUGUCCAUCUUGAAGGUGGACCAGAAUCGCUUGUGCGAGGUGACAGAAGCCAUCGGGGACUGUGAGAACCUGUCGGAGCUGAUCCUCACAGAGAACCUGCUGACGGCCCUGCCCCACUCCUUGGGGAAACUGACCAAGCUGACCAACCUCAACGUGGACCGGAACCACCUAGAGGUACUGCCACCUGAGAUUGGGGGUUGCGUGGCACUCAGCGUCCUCUCUUUGAGGGACAACCGCCUGGCCGUCCUGCCACCAGAGCUCGCCCACACAGCUGAGCUACACGUGCUGGAUGUGGCGGGCAACCGGCUGCAGAGUCUGCCAUUCGCACUCACGCACCUCAACCUGAAGGCCUUGUGGCUAGCAGAGAACCAGGCGCAGCCCAUGCUUCGGUUCCAGACUGAGGAUGAUGCCCAGACAGGCGAGAAGGUGCUCACCUGCUACCUGCUGCCUCAGCAGCCGCUGCCCAGCCUUGAGGACCCUGGGCUGCGGAGCAGCCCUUCGGAAAGCUGGGGUGACGCCCCGCUCAGCCGUGUCAGCGUCAUCCAGUUCCUGGAGGCCCCUGUGGGUGACGACGACCCGGAGGAAGCCGCUGCUGAGAAACGGGGUCUGCAGCGUCGGGCUACGCCACACCCCAGCGAGCUCAAGGUGAUGAAGAGGGGUGUGGAGCGCCGGAGCGAAGCCACCUCCUGCAGGCCUGACCCUGUGCCACCCUCACCCUCCGAGGAGGAGAAGAGGCUGAGCAUUGAGUCUGGCCUGAGUGCAGACUCGCACCUGUCUGCCGGCACAGCCUCCCAGGGCGAGCCUGAGGGCCCGCUGGCUGAGGAGGAGGGGCUGAGCCAGCAGGAACCCAUGCCAGCCACCCAGGAGGAGGUCAUGGAGGAGACCUACGAGGAGCCCACUGUGCGCUUCGCGGAGGACACGCUGCUCCUGCCCAGGGAGGAUGGCGAGAGUGAGGAGGGCCAGCCAGAGGCGCCCUGGCCCCUGCCAGGGGGCAGACAGAGGCUCAUCCGCAAAGACACGCCCCACUACAAGAAGCACUUCAAGAUCUCCAAGCUGCCCCAGCCUGAGGCCGUGGUGGCCCUCCUGCAGGGGACACCGCCAGACAGUGAGGGCCCGGUGGGGGCUGGGGGCUGGCACAACGGCCCGCACAUGUCCUGGGCUCCGAGAGCAGAGGAAGAGGAGGAAGGCGAGGCUGAGGAGGAAGAGGACGGGGCGGCGGCAGCGGCAGAGGAGGAGAAGGCGGCCGCCUCUGCACCCUCUGUCAAGGGGGUGUCGUUUGACCAGGCCAAUAACCUGCUGAUAGAGCCCGCUCGCAUUGAGGAGGAAGAGCUGACGCUCACCAUUGUGCGGCAGACGGGGGGCCUGGGCAUCAGCAUUGCGGGUGGCAAGGGCUCCACACCCUAUAAGGGGGAUGACGAGGGCAUUUUCAUUUCCCGGGUGUCUGAGGAGGGCCCUGCAGCUCGGGCUGGGGUCCGAGUAGGAGACAAGCUCCUUGAGGUGAACGGCGUGGCCCUGCAGGACGCAGAGCACCAGCAGGCUGUGGAGGCGCUGCGUGGGGCGGGCGCCACCGUGCACAUGCGGCUGUGGCGGGAGCGCAUGGUGGAGCCUGAGAACGCGGUCACCGUCACGGCCCUGCGGCCCGAGGACGACUACAGCCCGCGGGAGCGGCGAGGGGGCAGCCUGCGCCUGCCCCUGCUCCCACCCGAGCCCCCCAGGCCCCCCCGCCAGCGCCACGUGGCCUGCCUCGUGCGCAGCGAGAAGGGGCUGGGCUUCAGCAUCGCAGGCGGGAAAGGCUCCACGCCCUACCGGGCCGGCGACGGGGGCAUCUUCAUCUCCCGCAUCGCUGAGGGGGGCGCCGCCCACCGGGCAGGCACCCUGCAGGUCGGCGACCGCGUCCUUUCUAUCAACGGGGUGGACAUGACCGAGGCCAGGCACGACCAUGCCGUCUCCCUGCUGACCGCCGCCUCGCCCACCAUCGCGCUGUUGCUGGAGCGGGAGGCUGGGGCGCCCCGAGCCCCGAGCCCUCCGCCCCACUCCUCCCCACCCCGCCCUGCUGCCCCUGCUGCCCCAGGGGAGCCCGGGCCUCUGAGGCUGUCCCCUGGUUUGCUGGCCGCUGCCCUGGAGGGGCCGUACCCAGUGGAGGAGAUCUGUCUGCCCAGAGCGGGGGGCCCCUUGGGGCUCAGCAUCGUUGGGGGCUCCGACCACUCCAGCCACCCAUUCGGUGUCCAGGAGCCUGGCGUGUUCAUUUCUAAGGUGCUCCCGCGGGGCCUGGCUGCACGCAGCGGCCUGCGGGUCGGGGACCGCAUCCUGGCAGUGAAUGGGCAGGAUGUGCGGGAGGCCACGCACCAGGAAGCGGUCAGCGCCCUGCUCCGGCCCUGCCUGGAGCUGGUACUGCUCGUGCGGAGGGACCCGCCGCCCCCGGGCAUGCGGGAACUCUGCAUCCAGAAGGCCCCCGGGGAGAGGCUGGGCAUCAGCAUCCGUGGGGGCGCCAAGGGCCAUGCCGGAAACCCCUGCGACCCCACCGAUGAGGGCAUUUUCAUCUCCAAGGUGAGCCCCACAGGAGCAGCUGGGCGAGACGGCCGUCUGCGGGUGGGGCUGCGGCUGCUGGAGGUGAAUCAGCAGAGCCUGCUGGGCCUGACACACGGCGAGGCCGUGCAACUGCUGCGCAGCGUGGGCGACACCCUGACUGUGCUGGUCUGCGACGGUUUCGACACCAACACUGCCACCCCCGAGGUGUCCCCAGGUGUCAUCGCCAACCCCUUCGCGGCUGGCCUUGGCCGCCGGAACAGCCUGGAAAGCAUCUCCUCCAUCGACCGGGAGCUGAGCCCUGAGGGCCCCGGCAAGGAGAAGGAGCUGCCCGGACAGAUCCCACUGUGGGGCCCGGAGGCCACGGUGAGUGCCCAGGGUCGGAGCCCAGAGAGCCUGAAGCCGGCCUGCCAAGCCCCGGCUGCCACCCCUGGCGCUGGCAGUGUGCAGAGGGUCAAAAGAGGCACAGCUGGAGGUGAGAUGGCUGAGGUCCCCUGCUCCCCUGGCCACCAGCAGCCCCCGUCCCCGCCCUCCCCUGCCGAGCUGCCGGCCAACGUGAAGCAAGCCUAUAGGACGUUCGCGGCUGUGCCCGGCCUACACCCGCCUCUGGACACCCCUGCCCAGCCCCCCAUGCCCGGGCCCACGGCCUCGCCGGAGCAGCUGUCCUUCCGCGAGCGGCAGAAAUACUUCGAGCUGGAGAUGCGGGUGCCCCAGGCCGAGGGCCCCCCUAAGCGCGUGUCGCUGGUGGGCGCCGACGACCUGCGGAAGAUGCAGGAGGAGGAGGCCCGCAAGCUACAGCAGAAGAGGGCACAGAUGCUGCGCGAGGCAGCGGCCGACACGGUGCGCCCAGAAGCUGAUGCUCCCGAGGACGAGGAGCCUGAGGAGGAGCCACCCUGGGCCGGCCAGGGCCCCGCGGCUGAAGGGCUCGGCCCCGCGUCUCCCCCACCGCAGGGAGGCGGCGCCCCAGUGCGGACGGCCAAGGCCGAGCGGCGCCACCAGGAGCGGCUUCGCGUGCAGAGCCCCGAGCUGCCGGCCCCAGAGCGGGCCCUGUCCCCAGCUGAGCGCCGCGCCCUGGAGGCGGAGAAGCGGGCGCUGUGGAGGGCGGCCAGGAUGAAGUCCCUGGAGCAGGACGCUCUCCGCGCACAGAUGGUCCUCAGCAAGUCCCAGGAGGGCCGAAGCAAGCGGGGGCCCCUGGAGCGCCUGGCUGAGGCCCCCUCGCCCGCGCCUACCCCGUCACCCACCCCCUUGGAAGACCUCGGCCCCCAGACUGGCACCUCCCCAGGACGAUUGGCCUUGUCUGGGAGGAAGUUUGACUACAGGGUGUUUGCUGCCCUCCCCUCUUCCAGACCUGUCUAUGACAUGCAGUCCCCAGAUUUCACUGAGGAGCUGAGGUCCUUGGAACCACCUCCAAGCCCAGGUCUGCCAGAGGAGGAUGGAGAGGUGGCCAUGGUGCUUCUGGGCAGGCCCUCUCCAGGCUCCGCGGGUCCCGAGGAGGUGGCCUUGUGCAGCAGCCGCCGGGCCAUGCGGCCAGGGCGCCGGGGCCUGGGCCCAGUACCCUCCUAGAGGGGCGGGGUGCCUCCCCCGACUUGGGGUGGGGGCCCUGCCAGCGCCAACACCACCCUCGCCCCGAGUCUUUUAACCCGGCCGGUAGCAUUUUAAAGAGGUCCCCUGAGGAGUUCUGGCCACUGACUAACUGCCCUCUCCCCAGCCGGGACCUCCUGGCGAGACUGUAACUAGUGAUGUUUGUACAACCAAAGACUCUAUUUUGUGGUUUAAGGAGAAUAAAAUUGACUACGUUUUA